Glarea lozoyensis ATCC 20868 is the source of this 1023-nucleotide messenger RNA. RefSeq names its product NAP-like protein. The transcript is spliced from 3 exons. Lineage: Eukaryota; Fungi; Ascomycota; Leotiomycetes; Helotiales; Helotiaceae. Gene Ontology annotation, molecular function: chromatin binding; histone binding. The coding region runs from base 1 to 1023 and encodes 340 amino acids. Gene Ontology annotation, cellular component: nucleus; chromatin. Gene Ontology annotation, biological process: nucleosome assembly. The record is from RefSeq and is a predicted model, not a curated record.
AUGUCCGCUGCGCUCGAGGAUACACCCGUGUCCUACGAAGACCUGGCAGACCUUGAGCGCGACUUUGACGACGCUGAGACCGAGAUCAUUCGUCAACAAGUCGCCCUGACCGCACCCCUCUACGAACGUCGCAACAAGAUUGUCUCGCAGAUUCCCAAUUUCUGGCCGCUGGUCCUCGAACAAGCUCCACCAGACAUCGAUCAAUACAUUCAACCUUCUGAUUCCGCGCUUCUCCUCUCCCAUCUAACCUCGCUAUCCGUUGACCGUUUCGAACUCGAUCUCUCCUCGAAACCUAUCACAGGCGAUCCUCGGUCUCUCAGCAUCCGUUUCGAAUUUUCUGAAAACGAGCUUUUCUCAGACAGUGUUUUGGAAAAGAAGUUUUGGUAUCGCAGAUCCAAGGAUGGUUCAGCUGGUCUAGUCAGCGAGCCGGUGCGAAUAGAGUGGAAGAAGAAUAAGGAUCUGACUGAUGGACUACUGGACAUGGUCUGCGAUGCUCGGGCUGCGGAAUUGAAGACAGCAACUGGGAAUACGGCGGCACACAAUGGUUCGAAGUUGUCACCAGAGCAAGAAAAGCUAAAGACCAAGAUUGAUUCUACUGGUAUGGGAGGCCUUUCAUUCUUCGCUUGGUUUGGAUUCAUUGGGAGAAAGGUCAGCGCAGAGGAAAGCGCAGAAGCGACAGCGAAGGAUGAAGAGAGCAGGAGGUCGCGCGAAGCCAAAAAGAGUGCUGCACCAAAUACGGAUGACGUUGUGGUGGUGGAGGAUGACGAAGACGAAGAAGAUGAGGAUUUAGAUAUGGGCUUAGAGAUAUUCCCCGACGGUGAUGAGCUUGCCAUUGCCUUUACUGAGGAUUUGUGGCCGGGCGCCAUCAAGUAUUUCACACAAGCACAAGAGCAAGAUGCGCUUUCUGACGCCGACUUUGAAUCUGGCGAUGAAGAAAUUAACGGUCUUCUGGAACAGUCUGCUACUGACGACAGUAGCUCCGACGACGGUAACAAUAGGCCAGCGAAGAAAGCACGUCGUUGA